Molecule: messenger RNA, 1557 nt
Organism: Amphimedon queenslandica
Lineage: Eukaryota; Metazoa; Porifera; Demospongiae; Haplosclerida; Niphatidae
Product: proline-serine-threonine phosphatase-interacting protein 1-like
Exons: 11
Coding region: 150-1376 (408 amino acids)
Cellular component (GO): cytoplasm; plasma membrane
Molecular function (GO): protein binding
Source: RefSeq, a predicted model, not a curated record
UAUCACGUGAUCCUGAGCCACACCUCUACUGGCUUCUAUUUCUCAUCUCCGACUGGUUGUUGUACUUGCAUUCUGUUUCCUUUUCACUGAUUAUCUCUCUCACUCUAGCAAGAGAUUAAGGAGGAUAGAGCAUCUGAUAGGGGGACAGAAUGGCCAACGGGAUAUUUUGUCAGAACUUUUGGGGCUCCGAUUUUUGUUCCACGCAAGGCUAUGACGUGUUAGUGAAGCGGCUGAAGGAAGGGAAGCAAGUCCUGGUCGAUUAUGAGGAAUAUCUUGAGAAAAGAGCCAAGAUUGAAAAACAGUAUGCAGAGGAGAUUGUGAAAUUGGCCAAGAAUACUUCGGGAAAAGAUGAAUUAGGUACAAUGAAGAAGUGUUGGGAUCAAAUAAGAGCUGAGACUGAAACCACAGGUCGACUCCACAUGCAACUGUCAUUAAGACUCCAAGAUGAGGUACUGAAGUCAGUCCGAGACUUUAGAAACCAACAGAAAGAAGUCAGAAAGAAAACUGAAGACACUGUCAAACGAUCAGCUGUUCAUAAGAAGAAUUGCUAUGAUAAGAAUAAUAGACUGCGUUCAUAUUACGAAGGAAAGUGUAGGGAAUCCGAUAAGGCUCAGGAUCAGUUACGCAAACUUGAAACAAACCCACUAACCAAACCCAAAGAUCACAUGCAGGCACACAAGAAAGCUGAGGUAGCUAAGACAGCAAGCAAUAACGCUGACGUGCAGUAUCAGGAAGCUGUGAAGACACUAGAAGAAGCAAGGAUGCUGUGGGAGAGAGAGAUGGAGCUUAUGUGUCACAAGUUCCAAGAGCUGGAGGAGCAGAGACUGGCCUUCCUUCGUCAUCAAAUGUGGACUUACACUAACUUUUGCUCUCAGACUCUUGUUGAUGAUGAUGAAUCUCUUGAAAAUAUUCGUAAAUCACUUGAGAACUGCAAUAUUGAUGAAGACAUUGAAUUAUUUGUUAAAGACAGGAGCACUGGGUCUGAAAGACCAGCAACCAUACCAUACGAGAACUUUUAUAAUCCUCGGGCAGUUAUAGCAGGAGUACCCACUGCAGUCUCACUAGAGGCACCUCAUAAAGAGCUACCACCACUACCACCUGAUGAGGAUAAUGAAAUAGUUAUUGAAAGUACAUAUUCAGUUCCUCAAUUACCUGAGGCUCAUUACAGUGUCCCCAGAUCUGGCGGUGAUUAUGUCAUUGCUCUUUAUGAUUAUGAUGCUCAAGGGGACCAGGAAAUAUCACUAAAGGAAGGAGAUGUCUUGGAAGUGGUUGGCAAAGAGGAUGAUAUCUGGUGGUGCGGGAAAUUUAUUAAUUCUGGAGGCAAACUGGGCAUGUUUCCAGCUGCUUAUGUAGAACCAUACGUCUCUCAUAAAUGACCCUCCCCAUAAACCACUUGUACAUGCAACAAUGCACUCACAAGAAUGUAGAUUUGUCUUUAAGAGUUUGAUUAUUUUUCACCCACUGCUUUUAUUAUUAUUAUAAUAUUAUUAUUAUUAUAAUUAAAUUUUAUUAUUAUUUAGUUUUCAACUUUUCGUAUUGUCUCAUUUUUAAUGUUAA